Arctia plantaginis is the source of this 294-nucleotide messenger RNA. The record is from the annotation of a GenBank genome assembly. NCBI's taxonomy places the organism in Eukaryota, Metazoa, Arthropoda, Insecta, Lepidoptera, Erebidae.
AUGAACACAGAAGAAAAGAGACCAAGGACUGCUUUCAGCGCGGCACAGCUCAAUAGAUUGAAGCACGAGUUCGCUGAAAAUCGUUACUUAACUGAACGCCGUCGCCAAGCACUAGCUGCAGAGUUGGGCCUAGCCGAAGCUCAGAUCAAGAUAUGGUUUCAAAAUAAGCGAGCCAAGAUCAAGAAGGCUACCGGACAACGCAACCCUCUUGCGUUGCAGCUGAUGGCUCAAGGAUUAUAUAACCACACAACAGUUAACGAAAGCGACGAAGAGGAAGAAAUUAACGUUACGUAA